AUGGCCUUCAACGCCAGAAAUAUCCAAUAUAACCAAAAAGAGCCUUCGUUUCUCCGCAAACUGCGAGGUGAAUUUGGUGGACUCGAUGGAAGGCACAAUGUCCAAAUCGCGCGACCGAAGAAGGACAGACUUAAGACCGGGGAUGGUGAUGAAGACGAUCCAGUAAUCGUGGAUGAGCAAGGUGAGAGAGUUGAAAAGGGAGAAUUUGAGCGAAGGAUACGAGAGGGCGAUCUGUCCGGAAACCAAGGCGGCAAGGAGCCAGGAGCAGAUCCCGAAGCCGACCGGAACAAUGGGAAGCAAGAAAAACAAAAGGUGGUAGAGAUUGGUGCCUCCGCCAAUGCGAAGAAGAGAAAAGCGGGAAAAGUAGUUGGUGCCGACGACGAGGACGGAGACGGCAAAGUUGGCGACACAUCAGAGGAGACAGCCCAGAGAAAGAAUGACGACGGCGAGGCUUUCGGUUCAAAGAAGAAUGAACCUGGUACCGGAAAGAAGAAAGGAAAGAAGAUCAAGUUGUCAUUCGACGAACCGGAUGGAUAG
Messenger RNA from Rhinocladiella mackenziei CBS 650.93, 537 nucleotides. RefSeq lists its product as uncharacterized. The coding region runs from base 1 to 537 and encodes 178 amino acids. The record is from RefSeq and is a predicted model, not a curated record. The transcript has a single exon. NCBI's taxonomy places the organism in Eukaryota, Fungi, Ascomycota, Eurotiomycetes, Chaetothyriales, Herpotrichiellaceae.